Molecule: messenger RNA, 712 nt
Organism: Sinocyclocheilus anshuiensis
Lineage: Eukaryota; Metazoa; Chordata; Actinopteri; Cypriniformes; Cyprinidae
Product: homeobox protein Hox-D13a-like
Exons: 1
Coding region: 101-712 (203 amino acids)
Source: RefSeq, a predicted model, not a curated record
GCUAACUAUAAACGGAGAUUGUUCUCCGUGUACAGUGUUCUUGGUUUUGAGCUCAUAAAAUACGAUGUGUUAAAUUGCAAAGCAUAUUGUGCAAGUAAAUAUGGAAGCAAGGGGGUUAAAUGAGGAGUUCAGAAAUGUUUACCCAUCUGCCUUCGAGGCGCACUCAAGCCGGUCUGCGUCAGAAACUCCGAUGUUCUCCGCGGCGGAACGACCGACUUCGACAAGCGCCGAGUCUCUCACUCCUUACGUUUCUUUUCCAGCCAACAUUGGCACUAGCUCCUCAGUCACUUUUGGAUGUCGUUUCGGAAAUAGUUGUUAUAGUUGCAAAUUUCCACAGAACGCCAUGUUUCCGUCUAGUGUUGUAAAACAAAAUGCGAAUGGACAGUCUGCCAGUAAACCCGUGGACUAUUGUGACGGCUGGCUUAAGGAGUUCGCUUUUUACCAAAGUUACACAGGUUCCUACCCAAGAAUCCACCCUGCCUAUAUUGAUUUACCUGUAGUUAAUAGAACAAUGACCGGAGAUUCCAGACAGGAUACUUGCUUGACAAUGGAAGGCCACCAGCCAUGGAACUGGUCAAACAAUUGCAGCGGUCAACUUUAUUGCUCCAAAGACCAGACGCAGAGCCCGCAUAUCUGGAAGCCAUCAUUAACAGGUAAGACUUGUGAGAUCUGCGCUGUGAAUCACUCCUCGCCUCUCUUCAUUAGUUUUUGA